Xiphias gladius (swordfish) is the source of this 756-nucleotide messenger RNA. RefSeq names its product proteasome 20S subunit beta 2 (gene psmb2). Bases 133 to 630 code for a protein of 165 amino acids. The transcript is spliced from 6 exons. Gene Ontology annotation, molecular function: peptidase activity. Lineage: Eukaryota; Metazoa; Chordata; Actinopteri; Istiophoriformes; Xiphiidae. Gene Ontology annotation, biological process: proteasomal protein catabolic process. Gene Ontology annotation, cellular component: proteasome core complex, beta-subunit complex; cytosol; nucleus. The record is from RefSeq and is a predicted model, not a curated record.
GGGCUGCUGAAUGACUUGUCGCUGAGCCUGCUGUAGGACCGACGCACUUUCUGCGACCACACCGCGUCCUCUGGAUCCACCGCCGGCUGCUGGGGACGAGAGGGCGGCGAGGGGAGGAUCGACUAUGACAAGAUGUUCAAACUCAGUGAGAAGAUUUUGCUGCUGUGUGUUGGAGAAGCAGGAGACACAGUACAGUUUGCAGAAUACAUCCAGAAGAACGUUCAACUCUAUAAAAUGAGAAAUGGUUAUGAACUCAGUCCGGCAGCAGCAGCAAACUUCACACGAAAGAACCUUGCAGACUACCUUCGGAGCAGGACUCCGUAUCAUGUGAACCUGUUGCUGGCGGGCUACGAUGACACAGACGGCCCGGGUCUCUUCUACAUGGACUACCUGUCUUCCCAGGCCAAGGCCCCCUUCGCUGCCCACGGCUAUGGAGCCUUUCUCACUCUUUCCAUUCUUGACCGCUACUACAGACCAGACCUGACCCGAGAUGAGGCAGUGGAUCUGCUGAAGAAGUGUGUCGAAGAGCUGAACAAGCGCUUCAUCCUGAACCUCCCCUCCUUCACCGUCCGUUUGAUUGACAAGGAGGGCAUCCAUGACCUGGAGAAGCUCACCCUCGGCACCAAGUGACCGCUCACUGCUUAACUACCAAGCCCGACUCGCACAUUUCUGCUUCUUCUCUUUUUUUUCUCUUUGUAAUGUUGACCUCCUUGCUCGCUCUGUUCCAAUAAAAAGUGACACACAGUUGAGAUACAA